AAAAAAAAAAAAAAAAAAAAAAAAAAAAAAAGCCUUAGCUACAUUGUUGACGACACAGUGACUGAUACAGAAGAACAUGAAUCUCUUCCGCGUUUCCCUUUGCUUCAUUUUCUACUCAAAGCAAUGCUCAGUGCUCAACUUAUUUGCUAAAUUGUCGUAGAAAUUCAUUGCUGUUUGGCAUCAAUCAACCAUGGAAGCCAGCUCAAUUGUCCUCCACUCAAAAACCCUCCCUUUUGGUAUAACACUCACAAACAACAAACUCUCUUUCAGACCUUUCAACAAACACUUGCCAAGCACCAAUUAUCAGCGCCACCAAAGUCUUAAACCCAUCAAACCCCCAUCACAUUGGCAAUUUAAUGCAAGCCCAUUAGCAUUUUCGCCGACAAGAGCAAGAACCCAUUUGUUAACUCCUCUCAAAUGCUCAUAUUCCAACACUACCAACUCGGAUUCUCAGAGCCCAUUGCUAAAACCCCUCAAAAACCUCUCACUUGAUUCGUUGAAGAAAACCCUUUCUCAGUUAACUCCAAUUGAUGUUGUGAAGUGGUCUGGGGUCUUAUCCAUUGCCAUUGCAGCCACAAAAUGGACUGUAAAUAUGCUCUUCAACCCCUUUUUCUGGAUGUACUUCAGCUGGACAUGGUUGUUCUGGCCAUGGUUUGUGGCGAUAGCGCUUGCAAUUUACGGAUUAUAUAGCUUUCGUAAGCAUUUAAUUGGUGAAGCAAACAUAUUUGAGCAACUUGCCAUUGUUACUUCCACGUUUACUUGGCUCACUCUUGUCCCACCAGCCCAUUUCAAUGGCUAUCUUGAAGGUUGGCCUUUUGUGUUCUUCUUUGUAUACCAUUAUUUCUUUUUCUUCAAUGUUAGUGUAAGGAAAAGGUUAUAUGGGGAUUACUAUGCUCGUCCACAUGAUCCCAAGUGGGAUGUGAAUCCGCCCAAGUGGUAUCGCCUUUUGUUUUGUGUUGGAGUUAUGGUUGGGCACUGGUUGGCUGCAUUUGAAGGGCCUGAGCUGCAUCGCAUUCCUGGAGGGUGGACAAAUGUGGGGGUUUGGAUUUUGAUAAUAUUGACAAUGUUAAUGCAGUAUAAUUCAACGUUGUAUCUUGCAAAGUAUUCAGAAAAGGUGGUUGUGCCAACUGCUGUGGUGCAGUUUGGGCCGUAUCGUUGGGUCCGUCAUCCAAUAUAUUCGUCUACAAUGCUACUGUUUGCCACUUACUGUGUUGCACUUCGAGCACCUUUGAGCUUGCUGUUUGUUGCAGCAGUUUGUUUGUUUUACUAUGAGCAGAAGGCAAAACUCGAGGAGGCUUUGAUGGUUGAGACAUUUGGAGAGAGGUAUAUGGAGUAUGCAACUAAAGUUAGAUACAAGUUCAUUCCUUUUAUUUAUUAGUUAAUACUCAGGAAUGCUGUUGUUAAUGUUGCGUUUUGUCUGAUUGAUAUGUCGGAUCCAAGUACUUGAGUUUUGAAAUGGAAAUGGAAAAUGUCAGAUUCUAUAUAACAGAUGCACAUUUCUGUUGGAUGUUUAUUAUUGUUCGUUCAUUUUUUUUAAGCCUGUUUCUAUAUUAUUUACAA
Molecule: messenger RNA, 1560 nt
Organism: Quercus robur (English oak)
Lineage: Eukaryota; Viridiplantae; Streptophyta; Magnoliopsida; Fagales; Fagaceae
Exons: 1
Coding region: 191-1378 (395 amino acids)
Source: RefSeq, a predicted model, not a curated record